AUGGAUCCCGUACACAUCCCAGGUGCCUGGCAAUAUGGAUGGAUAAGCAAAGAAAAUAUAUCAUUUGAAGCAGAAGAACAAGAUAAAAUGCAAGAAUGCAGCAAUAUAGAGGAACAUUUGGAGGAAGUGAAUGCACGUCUAAAAGCCCUUUCAAAUACAGAUGAAAUAGAACAAUGGAUCGAAUCAUUGGAAAAAGAACUGGAGAUUCUUGAGGAAGAAGAAAAAAAAACAAUAUCAGAGACUAUAUAUGCAAAGGAAAACAUACAGGAAGAUAGAAAGAAACUUGAGAGAUAUAGAAAGGCCAUUGAGGAGUGUAUAAAGGAAGAAAGAAAAGAAGGGAAGAUUGGGGAAAUUUUUUUGGAAAAAGAAGGGGAAAUAGGAAGCAAAAAGGACAGAGAAGAACAAAGAAAAACAGAGAACCAAGAAACAGCAUUUUUUAUGCGAUUAUAUGCGUCAAUAAAGCUUUUAUGGCGUCUUGAGGACGCUAAAGGAUGUUUAACGACGUUAAUAGGCCUAGAAAAGCGAAGCGAUGAAGUAAAGAAAUAUCUUGAAACAGACGAAAAAAGGGCAUUAAAAGUAUACCAGGAACUGAUUGAGUGGAAAAAUGAUACUAAAAAGAGCUAUAAAGGAAGAGAGCAAGGUUUGACGCAUGUAGAAGCAUUUAUCCGGACGAAAAUACAUGAUUUAUGGGGAGAAAUGGAAAAAAGGCUCUGCAGAGAUUUCCGUGGGCAUUUGGAAAAAAUAGGAUGGCCAGAUAAAAUCAAAAAAGGCAUUGUGCCGGAUCCCAACUGUUUUCAACGCUUUCGGAUGAGUUUUCAGACAUUAUUGACGCAGCAUCAAGAAGAUAAAGACAAACGCAUUAUGUGUGCAAACGUAAAGCAUCAGGAUAUUCUAUUACCAUUUCUUAUUAUGUCUGAUCCACUGAAUGUCCAAUUUCGAUACCAUUUCAUGGAAAAACGAAAAACAAAUAGAAUUGAUAAGCCAGAAUGGUUCUAUACAUAUAUAUUGGAUACUAUAUCAUCAUUUGCCGAUUUUUUUUGUAUUGAAAUACAAAAUAUUAUUAACGAAACAACAGAAAAUGAUAGAAAUUCUCUCAAUGAAUUCAUUACUUGUUUAUUAAAAAUUCUAGAAGAAAAAAUCCAAGAAUCUUUAGAAUUUCUCUUAAUGGACGUACACCUAUUUUCGCAUUUUGUUCAUGAAACAAUAAAGUUUGAUAAUGUUUUGGAACAUGAUUUCGGUUAUUUCCCACACAAGAGCCAAUGGGAUGGAAUUGUUAAUAUAGUCCUGGGGAAACCAGAAACCUUUACAGCAUGGGUUGAACUUGAAAAGAAGUUUUCAAUCGAACAAUUUCAAAAUAUCAUAGAUCUAACAAUAUCACCUGAUGCGUGGAAUUUAGAUUAUGAUAGUGUAGAUGAAUCAGAAACGAAACCUACAGUUUCCUCACUUAGAAUCAAAAACCUCAUAGAAGGAAUUACAGAACAAUAUCAUUCUUUAAAAGAUUUUGAUCAAAAAUCAAUAUUUUUUACGGAAAUCCAAAGCCAUAUUUUACAUAGUUAUUAUGAACGACUAAAGUCUGCAACUGAUGCAUUUGAAGUGACUUUUUCACGAAUUAUCAAGGCAGUAUCCAUGACAAAAACGGAUGAAAUAAUUCAUGGAGCAAAAGGAUUAGAAACACUAUGUAGGAUAUAUGGUAGUUGUAUUUUUAUAGAGUCAUGUUUAUUUGAUUGGGAUGACGAUAUUUUCUUUCUUGAAUUAUGGCAAGGCUUCAUAUCCAAUACUAAAGAAAAUAAAAUAGUUCAUAGAAAUACUGAUCUUGGAAAUGCAAAUAUUCUACAAGAACCCAACCAGGGUAGCUUAUUUAGUGAAGUCUCGUCUUUAUACUUUAAUCUUCAUAAUCGUAUUGAAAAACUAAUAAUUCGACAUCUUGAACGUGAAAUAAAAGAAGAAUUGCGACCAUAUUUCAAAAUUAAUACAUGGUCUUCUUCUGAAUGUCCAUCAUCAUCAAUGGCUAUGUCUUGUCCCGUUUCAAUUCAAAUGGUCGAUGUAUUAACACUCACGGACUCUAUGUUAAAUUUUCUAAAAAAAGCGCUUUCUUAUUUGACAUUUCUUCGAAUUUAUAAACAAUUCUCAUUAAAUAUUGAAAAUCUCCUAUGGAACAAGGUAAUAUUAAAAAAUACAUUUUCCGCAAGAGGUGGAACACAGUUUACCAGAGAUAUAUGGGAACUCUGGACCACAUGUAGCAAAUAUGUUGAAAAACCAGAGCAAAAUAUGAAAAGAUUAGAAGAUGCAUGUACCUUAUUGUCUUUGCAUUCCUCUAAUGAUAAUCACAUAAAAUCAAUAUCAAGCGUUGGUGCAAUAGUUUUCGAUUUAUAUAAAAGCCCUGAGGAGAAAACACAAUAUCUUAAAGAGAUUGGCGUCAAAUGCAUUAACAUUGCAGAAACGAGAAAUAUCCUUCAAAGAAGAAUCGAUUGUUGGGCACAAUAACUUCAAAAAUCCAU
This is a messenger RNA of Pneumocystis jirovecii RU7, 2498 nucleotides long. RefSeq lists its product as uncharacterized. Lineage: Eukaryota; Fungi; Ascomycota; Pneumocystomycetes; Pneumocystales; Pneumocystaceae. Gene Ontology annotation, cellular component: Dsl1/NZR complex. The coding region runs from base 1 to 2484 and encodes 827 amino acids. Gene Ontology annotation, biological process: retrograde vesicle-mediated transport, Golgi to endoplasmic reticulum; regulation of ER to Golgi vesicle-mediated transport; endoplasmic reticulum to Golgi vesicle-mediated transport. The record is from RefSeq and is a predicted model, not a curated record. The transcript has 11 exons.